UUCCGGCGUCUGCCGGUGGUGCGACUGAGGACUGCGCGAAGUGUGCGUCGGCGUUGCGGCCGGCAGAGGAAUUCUGGGUAACGGCCCGGGCCGUCUGUAGCUGCUGGCUUCUUGCAGCAGGUUUUGUUCCCUACCAGUGUUUUGGCAGUGGCGUUUGUAGAACUAGGGCCAGCGGGACAUGGAGCAACCGUGGCCGCCGCCAGGACCUUGGAGCCUCCCUCGAGUGGAGGGUGAGGCUGAGGAAGAAAGUGACUUGGACCUAUCCCCCGGUUCUCCCCGCUGCCCGCCGCUGCCGGGCGGUGACGCGCAGAUGUAUAGCCAUGAAAUCGAACUGGCUUGCCAAAAGCAGACAGAAUUUGUGAAGAGCUCUGUGGCAUGCAAAUGGAAUCUUGCUGAAGCUCAGCAGAAACUUGGUAGUUUAGCCCUGCAUAACUCUGAGUCCUUGGAUCAGGAAUAUGCCAAAGCACAAACAGCGGUAUCAGAACUGAGGCAGCGGGAAGAAGAAUGGCGACAGAAAGAAGCAGCUCUGGUACAAAGAGAGAGAAUGUGUCUCUGGAACAUGGAUGCCAUUAGCAAGGAUGUUUUUAAUAAGAGUUUUAUUAAUCAAGAUAAAGGAAAAGAAACAGAAGAUGAAGAUAAAUCAAAAUCAUUCAUGCAGAAACAUGAGCAAAAGAUUAGACAUUUUGGUAUGUUGAGUCGAUGGGAUGACAGUCAGAGAUUUUUGUCUGACCAUCCAUACCUUGUAUGUGAAGAAACAGCUAAUUAUCUUAUUUUAUGGUGUUUUCACCUAGAAGCUGAACAGAAAGGAGCUCUAAUGGAACAAAUAGCACAUCAAGCAGUUGUAAUGCAAUUUAUUAUGGAAAUGGCCAAAAACUGUAAUGUGGAUCCAAGAGGGUGUUUUCGUUUAUUUUUCCAGAAAGCCAAAGCAGAGGAAGAAGGUUAUUUUGAAGCAUUCAAAAAUGAACUUGAAGCUUUUAAAUCAAGAGUAAGACUUUAUUCUGAGUCACAAAGUUUUCAACCUAUGACAGUUCAGAAUCAUGUUCCCCAUUCUGGUGUUGGAUCUAUAGGUUUAUUAGAAUCCUUACCACAGAAUCCAGAUUAUCUUCAGUAUUCUAUCAAUACAGCUACAGCUCUCUGCAGUUUAAAUUCAGUGGUACAUAAAGAAGAUGAUGAACCCAAAAUGAUGGACACUGUAUAAUUUGAUUAAGACUGCUGAGGCCAAGUGCUAUUUUGUUACCAGAAAGGAAGAACUUGGCUAUUUUCUUGACACUUUUAUGGGUGCUGCACUUUAUUUUUGUUUGUUUUUUGAUGGGAGGGAAAAGUACUGAAACAUUUUGUAACUUUUUUUUUUUUUUUUUAAAUGUGCUGCUAGGUCUUUACUUUUUUCUGAAGGGAGGAGUGGUACAUGUUGGAGGAAGUCCCCUCACCUCUCCUUUGGCUACUAAUUUUGCCUUUAGUUGUUCUCAAUUUUGGAAUCAAGUUAUGAAAAUCUGCACAAAUGCAAUGUUUACAAGAACUGGUCGAUUCUAGUAGGCAUCUGCUACACAGUCUCUUUUUAUAUGGAUGUGUACAUGUCCUCUACAAAAAUAAUUAAAGACAAAAAUAUACUUUUAUCCCACUGGUAAUUUAACUGUCAAAUCUGGUGUUUCAUUAAAAGCAAUAAAUCAGUAGUUGGUAAUGUACUUUACUAAAUAAGCUGGGUGGCACAAAUUUUUAAAUCUUUCCUCCUAAAAUAUUACAAUUGUAUUUUCGGCACCAUCAGUUAAAUCUUUGACUAUAAUAUAAACGUGUAGAGACAUUACAUUUGCCCGCUCAGCCGCAGAGUACUCACUAAACUGUUCUUUAGAAGUUUUUUACCUUGUUGAUUUUUUUAAAUAUUAAGGCUUUUAGUGAUAUAAAAAAUGAUAAGCUUAUGUAUUUCGUUGUUGCUUUUUUUUAUGUAAAAUAAACUUUAAGCUCACUCUUAAUUUCUUAACAUAGUCUGGGAUCUCUCAGGGAGUAAGUUUUAAAAGAAUAUUAAUGGCCUAUAGGAACAAACAGGAAGAAUGAUACGGUUUUUUAAAAUUAUGAUUAUUAUUUGUUUCACACUAAUGUAGCUUUUUUUUUUUUUUCCUUAAAAAGCUUUUGUAAAAGACAUGAGACAUCUUACAGAGCUGACUGCCUCGAGCUGCCAGUACUUAUUUCUAAGAAUCUGAUAACCCUUCCUAUGGUGAUAAUGGUGUUUGCUACAUUUGUUGUCCUUCUUUAGCUUCUGAGCAUUACUGCUUCCUGUACAAUUUACUUUUAGAAAAUCAGGAUAUUUGAUGAUUCAUUUGAUUUAGAAGUAGAUGACAGUGCAAACUGUGUUAUCCUUGCUAUCUGGGGAUUUAUCUGACAUGAGCUUUGAUUGUAUGAGUACAGUCUUUGACUCAGGACCCUUUGAGACUGGUGGCAGACAUUUGGCAGAUGGCUCACUGGGCUUGGGAAUACAUGUCUCAAGUCAGAAAAGCAAACUAAGGGGCCCGUAUGGGGAUGGGAGCUCUGACUUUGGCCUUUUAUGCGCCCGUUUUAACCGAGUGAGGAGGCAUAGAACAUAGAGAAAUGGACUGGAAUUACUGAGUCAUACUUCCGUAACACCACAAGCUUCCUGGUUUUCAGAAUAAAGUCUUUUGUGCUUUUGAUAUAAAUAUUUGGUCUAUAAUAAAAUAUUUGACUAAUUUAUAUAGCAGUACUCAUCAGACUGGAUUUUUUUAUGGUCUGGUCAUAGAAAGAGCCCCCAACUCCCCCACCCUGCUGUUCUGGAGCAUGCUUUUAUUUGCUCCUCAUAACACAUGGAGAGAAUGGACAGACACACAAAAAACAGAAAUGUUACUUGAACUGUUACUUUUAGUUUCACCUUUCAAUUAUCUUACCUUUGAAUUAUUUUCAGUUUCACUCUAAUUUCACUUUUCCCCAUGACUUGCCUAUAAUCAUCCAAAUUGUUUUUGCUUUUGUUUUGCCUGAUGUUAGAGCUACUAAUGGCUAAGACAUGAGAGAAAAAGUAUGGACAAGCUGAAUGAACUAUUCCUGAAGGGGUUUGUAUUGUUUUUAAAAAUAGAUUACUGAAGAACAGUUCUUAGAAAUUUAACUAUAUAUUUUUUUACUUUGACCAGGAAAUGUUCUGUAUUUUGAGUGUAUGAAAGUGUCAUUGUAUCUGUUCUGGGAACCACUGGUGGAUGCCAUAAUUUGCACUUAAAAGGACUUUUACAUAACUAACAGUACUUUAGUACUAAGAGCAGCCAGUAUCCUUUUUCUUCUCUUCAUUCUGAAAAUGUCCUCUUUAGUACUGAGAACUAACUCCUUUCAAAAUAAAUAUCCUCUUUUCUGUUUCUUAAUAAUAAAGAAGAGUAUAGUCAACCAAGAAAUAACACAUUAUUUCAGGCUGCACAAUUUUCCCUAAACAAAAACCAUGGAAUGUCCAAACUGAUUUAAUGAAACAUCUUUGACAUCAAAGUAUUCAACAAAGACUCUUGUUUCACUUGAUAAAAUCUUCUAAUAAAGUACUUUUUAAAAAAAUCAAAUAGUUAUCACUCCAUUUAUUCUCUUAACUCUGUCAUUCUGCAAUGGUAGUGGAUCAUACUGAUUUAAAAUUAUUACGCUGAUAAAUGAGCAGCAUUAUCUUACAGUUAUACUAUUUGUGGGUGCCUUCCAUUUUUGCUUAAUGAACUCACAACCUCCUGUAACUUCUCUUUAGGACAGUCAGGCUUUCUUUUUUUAGACCAGCAUUCAUGUUAUUAUUUUAAGUGAAUUGACAUGCUAUCCAGAGAAUAUGCCUGUGUUUUAUUUUGAGACAGGGGCUCAUUAAAUUAGGGUAGGCUUGAACUUUUUUUAUCUUCCUGCUUCAGCCUCUCAGAGUGCUAAGAUAACAUCAUAUCCGGCCUAAUAUGUAUUUCUUAUAGAAUAAAAACAUUGGUCAUAGGCUUAGGCUAGAUGAUCUUCAGUAUUUCUAGAGAAAUCAUCUCUACUGUUCUCAAAGUAGCUUGUGUAUUUUUGUUUUUAAAUUGAUGUAGGACAGAAAUGACACACCUGGUUCAAUUUUGCCACUGUCAUACAUACUUUUAACAAUCAUGCAUCCAUGCUCAUCUGUAAUUGAUAUGUAUGUAGUAUUUCACUGGUCUUCUGAGAAGCAGAUUGAAUAUAUAUGCUUGCUUACUAUGUAAAUUAAUGGGUAUACAAAGGAAUAAAAAUUGACUUUGAAUUGC
Molecule: messenger RNA, 4220 nt
Organism: Cavia porcellus (domestic guinea pig)
Lineage: Eukaryota; Metazoa; Chordata; Mammalia; Rodentia; Caviidae
Gene: Cdc37l1
Product: cell division cycle 37 like 1, HSP90 cochaperone
Exons: 7
Coding region: 179-1198 (339 amino acids)
Biological process (GO): protein folding; protein stabilization
Cellular component (GO): cytoplasm
Molecular function (GO): protein-folding chaperone binding; heat shock protein binding
Source: RefSeq, a predicted model, not a curated record